Molecule: messenger RNA, 1510 nt
Organism: Hippocampus zosterae (dwarf seahorse)
Lineage: Eukaryota; Metazoa; Chordata; Actinopteri; Syngnathiformes; Syngnathidae
Product: rhodopsin
Exons: 1
Coding region: 97-1161 (354 amino acids)
Biological process (GO): visual perception; phototransduction; G protein-coupled receptor signaling pathway
Cellular component (GO): photoreceptor outer segment; membrane
Molecular function (GO): G protein-coupled receptor activity
Source: RefSeq, a predicted model, not a curated record
CCACCGGGGUCCGAUUGUUGCAAGGUCCCUCUCCGUCACGUUCCCGCAACAGAAGAAACACCAGUGAAGGGCUGAUCGCGACCGCCAGCUGCAACCAUGAACGGCACGGAGGGACCUUAUUUCUAUAUCCCCAUGGUUAACACCACCGGCAUUGUCCGGAGUCCUUACGAAUACCCUCAGUACUACCUUGUCAACCCGGCAGCCUACGCCGCUCUGGGCGCCUACAUGUUCUUGCUCAUCCUGCUUGGCUUCCCCAUCAACUUCCUCACCCUCUACGUCACCAUCGAGCACAAGAAGCUGCGGACCCCUCUAAACUACAUCCUGCUGAAUCUGGCGGUGGCGAACCUCUUCAUGGUGUUUGGAGGAUUCACCACCACCAUGUACACCUCCAUGCACGGCUACUUUGUGCUCGGGCGUCUGGGCUGCAAUCUGGAAGGAUUUUUUGCUACCCUCGGUGGCGAAAUCGCCCUCUGGUCCCUGGUGGUUCUGGCUAUUGAGAGGUGGGUGGUGGUCUGCAAGCCCAUCAGCAACUUCCGUUUUGGAGAGAACCACGCCAUCAUGGGCUUGGCCUUUACCUGGCUCAUGGCUUGCGCUUGCGCCGUGCCUCCCCUCGUCGGCUGGUCCCGUUACAUCCCGGAGGGCAUGCAGUGCUCCUGCGGAGUCGACUAUUACACCCGGGCCGAGGGUUUCAACAACGAGUCCUUUGUGGUCUACAUGUUCGUCUGCCACUUCCUCACUCCGCUGGCCAUCGUGUUCUUCUGCUACGGCCGUUUGCUCUGCGCCGUCAAGGAGGCCGCCGCCGCUCAGCAAGAGUCCGAGACCACCCAGAGGGCUGAGAGGGAAGUCACCCGCAUGGUCGUGCUCAUGGUGAUUGCCUUCCUGGUAUGUUGGUUGCCCUACGCCGGCGUGGCCUGGUGGAUCUUCACACAUCAGGGCUCCGAGUUUGGACCCGUCUUCAUGACCAUCCCGGCUUUCUUUGCCAAGAGCUCCUCCAUCUACAACCCAAUGAUCUACAUCUGCAUGAACAAGCAGUUCCGCCACUGCAUGAUCACCACCAUGUGCUGCGGAAAGAAUCCCUUCGAAGAGGAGGAGGGCGCUUCCACUACUGCCUCCAAAACCGAGGCCUCGUCCGUUUCUUCCAGCUCUGUCUCUCCCGCGUAAAAGGGCCGUCGAUCCAGAGCAACGCGGUCUGCUGUCCAAGAAGAAGAGUUCGACCCCCCCCCGCCAGGACACGACCGAAGGCUACUGUCGACUUAAACAACUUCCUUUUUUGUAUUUUGACAAACAAGUUGGUUCAACCUAAAGACAGUUGCAGGAAAGAUCAGCCCAUACCAGAGUUGUUCCUGUUUGUACACAACAUUCAACGCUACUAUCUAUGAGAUUGUUUCUCUUAGAUUGAGGGAAAUCUAUUUGAAUCUUUCACAGUUGGAUCAUAUACGAUACCGGCUUAUCUUUGAAUGUAGAGGCAUGUAAUCAAGGCAACGUAAAAUAAAACGCACUUUGCAAAUGA